UUCCUUCCUCACCUUCCAUUUCUCCUUCAUCGUUCACAAAAAAAUGGCAAAAUUCGUUCUUGCAAUAGUGAUUCUCUGCUUUCUUUCUAUCAAAGCCAAUGCCUUUGCUCCAUCUGGAUGGACUAAAGGUCAUGCUACAUUUUAUGGGGGCAGUGAUGCUUCAGGAACUAUGGGAGGAGCUUGUGGCUAUGGAAACUUGUAUGCAAGUGGGUAUGGAACAAGAACUGCUGCUCUAAGCACUGCACUGUUCAAUGAUGGAGCUUCGUGUGGACAGUGUUACAGGAUCAUCUGUGAUUAUAAUGCAGACUCUAGAUGGUGUAUUAAAGGAGCAUCUGUGACAGUCACCGCGACAAAUUUCUGCCCUCCUAAUUAUGCUCAGCCCAAUAACAAUGGAGGCUGGUGCAACCCUCCUCUUCAACACUUUGACAUGGCUCAGCCUGCAUGGCAAAAGAUUGGUAUUUAUCGAGGAGGGAUCGUCCCAGUUUUGUUCCAAAGGGUUCCUUGCAAAAAGCAUGGAGGAGUAAGAUUCAGCAUUAACGGGAGGGAUUACUUUGAGCUUGUGUUGAUAAGCAAUGUCGGAGGGGCUGGAUCAGUUCAGUCUGUGUUCAUCAAAGGGUCCAGAACUGAUUGGCUAGCUAUGUCAAGGAACUGGGGAGCUAAUUGGCAAUCCAAUGCAUAUCUGAAUAGCCAGUCCUUGUCUUUCAAGGUCACAACCACUGAUGGUGCCACUCGUGUGUUCACAAACAUUGCUCCAUCAAACUGGCGUUUUGGACAAACUUUCUCCAGUUCAGUACAGUUUUGAUUUAAGGGUUCAGGGAGUUUCUGAGUAUCAAGUUUAAAUUUGGCCGAGGCGUGUUCAAGUUACAGCAGCCCGCUAAUAUUCCAGAUCAACAGUUUUACAAAUCCCAGUGUAUUUUUGUCUCAAGCUAUCCAAAUACUGAUAUGUAUUUGUGCAUUUCUAUUUGUGUUGUAGCCUUGAAAAGCAUCUAUGAUGAGAACUCGUGUAAGAAUCCUAUCAAUAUCCUAUACCAUCUAUUCAAUAACCGUGUUACUAAAUUCUGAUCUGAGAUGCAAUUACGUACAAAUA
Molecule: messenger RNA, 1087 nt
Organism: Tripterygium wilfordii
Lineage: Eukaryota; Viridiplantae; Streptophyta; Magnoliopsida; Celastrales; Celastraceae
Product: expansin-A11-like
Exons: 3
Coding region: 44-802 (252 amino acids)
Biological process (GO): plant-type cell wall organization
Cellular component (GO): extracellular region
Source: RefSeq, a predicted model, not a curated record